AAUCUAAACAUUCCCCCAAAUUUCUCAUUUCCCCCUCCUCUCUUCGACUUCUUUCUCUCUCCUCUUCUUCAACAAAAAUUCAAAAAAGUUCAUCAAUCAAAAUCCCCAAUCCCAAAAUCGCUAACCCUAAAACCCCCAAAACAAUGGACAAAUCAACGCUAGCCUCCAUUGGAGAACGCCUGAAAGCAGGGGGAACACAAAUGGGAAGAACAAUAUCCCUAAAAGUGAAGGAAAUGAAGGACCUUCUUCAAACUCCAACUCCUGAAUCACGAAUCGUUGAUCAAUCCACUUCCCCGACGCUUGAAUCGCCCGAUUGGGGCCUUAAUUUGAGAAUUUGCUCGUUACUUAACGCCGAGGAGCUGAACGGCGCUGAGAUUAUGAAGGCGAUUAAGAAGAAGAUUAACAAUAGCGGAAACGGCGAUGCGAAGACGUUGAGGUUGGCAUUGGAGCUUCUAGAAGCUUGUGCGAUGAAUUGCGAGAAGGUAUUCUCGGAGAUUGCGUCGGAGAAAGUGGUGGAAGAUAUGGUGGCUAAGCUCAUUGAGAAUCCUCAGGCUGAUCGCGAAUGUCAAGUUAGAGCUAUGGAGUUGAUUAGGGCUUGGGGCGAGACCGAGGAGUUGAGUUAUUUGCCAGUUUUUCGCCAAACUUAUGAGAACUUGCAAAGGAGGAGUAUGUCUUCUCAGGUCGAAGAUGGAGGAUUUCUACCCGUGCAUUAUUCUUUGGAAUCAUUAAUUGACGAGCAUGCAGUCUCGCCACCUGAAAGCUAUCCAAUUCCUGGCUCAGAGUCAAAUGAUGCAUCUGAUGCUAUGCCGCCUUACAAUUAUGGCAGUCUCAGUGUUGAACAAAAGAAAGAGUUUCUAGAAAUUACCAAGAAUAGCCUUGAAGUGCUAUCCAGCUUGUUGAACUCUGAAGCAGAGCCCGAAGUCAUUGAGGAUGAUCUGACAAUUAACAUGUUGGACAAGUGCAAGGAGUCACAGCCUGUUCUGCAAAGGAUAGUUCAAAGCACAAAUGAUGAUGAAAGCUUGCUCUUUGAAGCUCUAAACCUAAAUGAUGAGCUUCAGCAUGUCCUUUCAAAAUUUGAGGAAAUGCAAGUUUCAAGAAAACCCAACACCACGCAACAACCCGAGGAAUCUCAUUCUGUUGAUGCACAACAACCCCCUCCAAUGGUAGAAACCCCAGAUAUGAACAAAUCAACAGAAACCCAAAAAGUAGAAAAUGCAAAAUCUUCUGAGGAAUUGCAGAAGGAACCUCAUCCUGUUCCAAUGGUAGAAACCCCAGAUGUUUACAAAUCAACAGAAACCCUAAAAGUAGAAAAUGCAAAAUCUUCUGCUGCAAAUCUUCUCAACGAGAGCGGUGAAUCGAGCAGCGAUGAGAAGUGAGGUUUGUUAUGGUGGAGUGAACUUUGUUUCCUCCCCUCCUUUCCCUGCUUUUCUUCUCUCUUUAAAGUGAAUGAUGUAUGCUUAUUAUGGCUGCGUUUUCCAGUUGGCCAUGGUUGUAGUUGUUUCAAGAGUUCGGUUUUUUGUAUUUGUGUUUGUAUUCAUGUAUGAUGAUAGAAUAUUUUCUCCAUCCUAAAAUAACUAAUGUUAUAGCCCUUCUGUAAAUAAUGAUCUUGGCAACCUUGCUAUGUUUCUCGCA
Molecule: messenger RNA, 1632 nt
Organism: Spinacia oleracea (spinach)
Lineage: Eukaryota; Viridiplantae; Streptophyta; Magnoliopsida; Caryophyllales; Amaranthaceae
Product: TOM1-like protein 2
Exons: 3
Coding region: 144-1376 (410 amino acids)
Biological process (GO): protein transport to vacuole involved in ubiquitin-dependent protein catabolic process via the multivesicular body sorting pathway
Molecular function (GO): ubiquitin binding; phosphatidylinositol binding
Source: RefSeq, a predicted model, not a curated record